AUGUCAGACGUGACUUCGGCGUUGUAUUUUCAUAUAGCAGAAGGUGAAAGAAAAUGCUUCAUUGAAGAAAUCCCGGACGACACAACUGUAAUAGUAAACUACAAAGUCGAGCUGUAUGAUCCUCGGUCAGGAGGAUUCAUGCCUUCAACUCCUGGUAUUGGUAUGCAUGUAGAAGUGCGGGAUCCCAAUGACAAAAUAGUAUUGUCUCGUGUCUACUCUUCAGAGGGAAUGUACUCUUUCACUUCAACUACUCCUGGUGAACAUGUUAUUUGUAUGUACUCUAACAGUACAUCAUGGUUCAGUGGCUCACAGUUAAGAGUACAUCUUGACAUUCAAGUUGGUGAACAUGCAGUGGAUUAUGCCAGUGUGGCUAAGAAGGACAAAUUGACAGAACUGCAACUGAGGAUAAGACAGUUGCUCGAUCAAGUUCAUCAGAUUACUAAGGAACAAAGUUAUCAGAGGCAAAGGGAGGAAAGGUUUAGGCAGACAUCAGAGAGCACAAAUCAGCGUGUUUUGUGGUGGAGUCUUAUGCAGACAGCUGUCCUCGUUGGUAUUGGCUAUUGGCAGAUGAGGCACCUCAAGAGUUUCUUUGAGGCUAAGAAAUUAGUUUAA
Messenger RNA from Parnassius apollo (apollo), 612 nucleotides. The record is from the annotation of a GenBank genome assembly. Lineage: Eukaryota; Metazoa; Arthropoda; Insecta; Lepidoptera; Papilionidae.